GGAUUACAUCUUUACUGCAACACAUUAUUUUUGUCCCUUUAAAACGUGCAAUGCUAAAAACGAACUACAAUUCCCGUCAUGCCUCUGCUCCUGGUGCCAUAUUCCCGGGGAGGGGCUCCUCAUAAGUAGAACUACAUCUCCCGUCAUGCCUCUCUUCCUUAUGGUCUGACAUUUAGCCCCAUUGCCAGCAGUGAGGCUGCCUUGUUCUAUAUGGUCACAGAGAUACACUGUUUCCUGCUGGAUGAAGACUCCAAUUCCCUGCAGCCUUUGCCAGGUGAGAGCAGGUUUAAUCUCUGCCCAUCCUCCAAUUAAUAAUAAUCAAUACAAGGUUCAGUUUCCUGACUGUACAUUCUCAGUGCUACUCACUGCCCUGCAUUUCCUGUUUCAGUCCCAGCAUUAAUCCUUGUUUUGCUCAGUGAUUACAGGGUUAAUCAAAUUGUGUUUAUCAGGAGUUGGUUACAUAAUGGUAAUUUUUGUAGCUGUGUUCCCUAUUCUGAGUCUUCUUGUUCAUAGGGGCUCCUCUAAUAUUGUUGAUGUGUCUGAGCUCCACAGCAAUAAUACUCUCAGUAAUGUGUCUUUAAACUACAAUAAAUGUGUUUAGAAAUCAGUCUGUGUAAAUAAGAUACGUUGUUCUUGUUAUAAAUUACAUUUAAUUGUAUAAAUUAAGUUAUUAGUAAGUCACCUCAAAUUUCUGGUAACAGCAGUCCCAGUGCCCCUCUAUCACCAUGUGACAUGUUGGGAGAUGUGCCAGGAUAGAUGGUGUAAGAAUGUAUCAUCCCCAUUUCAGAUACCCCUGUGUAGAUACCUUUCACUCUAGACAGUAGUGUGAAUUGUGGGGAAUUGAAAGUGAAUUUUCUAUUUUAAAAUUUGAAAUUCACUCCGAUUGUAAGCUCCCUUUAGCUACCUCCCACAGAAGCCCAGAGAGGCCAUAUAAUUGUAAUAUUUUUCUGAUGUUAUCUCAAGAUAUUAACAAGACAUGGUUGCUCUGGGCUCCACCUCCUGUUUCUGUACUCCUGACAUUCAUAAUUUUAUUAAAUAGUCUGUAAGCUGUCGGACCCAGCAAUCUCUUUAUUUACCAUUAAUUCCCUCCACCGGCCCUCUGUUGGCAAAUGUAAAAUAUUAGGUCAAUAUAGCUAAACUGUAAAUACACAGGACUGAGAGAAUUGUUACAAUUUGGUUAAAGGACCACUAUAGGCACCCAGACAAUUCAGCUUAAUGAAGUGGUCUGGGUGCCAGGUCCAGCUAGGUUUAACCCUUUUUGCUGUAUGGGUUAAUCCAGCCUCUAGUGGCUGUCUCAUUGACAGCUGCUAGAGGCGCUUCUCACUGUGAUUUUCACAGUGAGAAGAUGCCAGCAUCCAUAGGAAAGCACUGAGAAUGUAUUCCUUUUAGACUGGCUGAAUGCGCGCGCAGCUCUUGCUGCGCAUGCGCAUUCAGCCAGGGAUGUCAGAAGAGGGAGGAGAGUCCCAGCGCAGAGUGAGCCCGGCGCUGGGGAAAAAAGGUAAGGGAUUAACCCCUUCCUCCCCCUUCAGCGCCAUGGGAGUGGGACCCUGAGGGUGGGGGCACCCUCAGGGCACUAUAGUGCCAGGAAAACGAGUAUGUUUUCCUUGCACUAUAGUGGUCCUUUAAUGUGACCUUAAAUGAGAAAUUCAAUUAAUGACAUUGACAUGACUGUAGAACCCAGCAGGUUUCCAUUGACAGAGAAUCCAGUAUUCUGUUUCCAUGGUAACUUCCUGGUGUUUGCAGAUGUCUUUAUAAGUAAUGUCAAGGUGUUUGGCAUCUACAGCCUGCAUGAUAUAUUGUACUUUGUGAUUAUUUAUCGGUGUGAUAACACAAGCAGGUAAUUCUCUUAUUAUAUAAAGCUGUUUAAAGGGGCACUGCACUGUUCAAAUACAAAAUAACUGAUCAUUUCCUAGUAUAUAUAUUCCCCCCAAAAACUUGCAUGCAUUUAAUUGUGAUUUAUUUCAUUGGAGGUAUAUUUAAAAACAGCUAGCAAAAAUGCAGAUCUCUUGUCUGCUGUCUUUGCAAGCCCUUCCCUUCUAACUCCCCCCAGACUUACUGUGACUGUCCAAUCACAGACUUCUCAAUGCAGCUCAAUGAGAAGUCUUUGCGAGGCAGGUGCUCUGGACAAUUGCUGCCUCUUGGGUUUAGCUGCACUGAGCUAACCAAACCAGGAAUUAACAGGACCGGCUCUCUGAUUGACAGCCAGAGGGGUGUAACCAGGCUAAUUUAUAAAAGUGACAAUUGCCUUUGAAAUCUGCACUUUUUGUAAAAUGAAAACAUAGGACAAACUUCAUUCAUAAAGCUUUUUCGAUAAAGUGCUUUAGGGGUCCAGAGUGUCUCUUUACAGAUAAGUACUUUUGAAAGCCUUCUGUUAGGAAUGUUAGAGCAUAUCAUUAACGCCAGGAGUCACCAUGUAGAAAAACCACUUACCUUGCUUUGAUCGGCUUCUUAUUCUGGAUGAUGCAGUGAAAUGUCGUCAGACCGGCUGGUAUGAUUUGUAAGGAUGGGAAGAUUCAUAAAAGAUGUGAUAUUAAAUCUGGUGUAUGUAAGUAGGAUUGCCUUGCCUGGACAGAACAAGCAUUCUGUUAGCGAUUUGGGGCCUGAAUAAUAUAAUGUCCCAAUUGUCAUUUUAGUAGGGGGGGGGGUUAGUAUGUGGGGUGGGUUAAUUUCCCUUUUUUUGCAAUAUUAUGUCUCUUUUAGUUAUAGUUUCCCUUUCACAUUGUAAUAAUGGGAUUUUUGUUUUUGACAAGUUUUUUGCUUCUUUGCCGGGCAUGAAUGGAGAAGAAAUAUAAAUGGAUGGAAUAUUCCUUAAAGCAGACGGCUGAGCUUGGUCUGGAGGUUCUAGAACGAGCCAAGCGGAGGGAAGUGAACUGGUCCGUCUCCUGCAAACAUGGACGGCAAAUGUGUCAGGAGCAGAUGUCACCGGAGCAGGACAAGGUCAGUUUCAUGAUCUGUGAAAUCUCAGCUCUGCGAUAGGUGAAUGUGCAUGCGCCAUGCAAUCCGUGAUUUAUACAUUAAAGUGAACCACCCACCCAAAGCUAGUAUUUUUACCUUAUAAAGAACUGAUUUUAUGUGCCUCACUCAUAUUUUAGUAAACAAGCCACAAACUUUACAAUAUAAAGUACAAUGUAACGGACCGUUUUGCACAAAAGGGGUAAAAACCGUUUAGGCGAUCGGCCCCCUUUCCAGAGAUGCAGGCACAGCUACUACAGAACACCAAACACACGAACCGCCAAUAAGUGAGUGCUCCAAACUCCCGAACGGCAUCCAAUAUAGCACUCCAAACACACGAACAGGAACCAAACGAAUUGCUGCUAGCAGACGAAUAGGAAAAGCAUCCAAGCGGCUCACACUCCUAGCAAUCAGUCUCUAUCAGCAUUCAGUAAAUUCCCCCCCCCCCAAAGACGAGACAAGGCUCCGUGUUGAGGGUCAAGCAGUGGUCUAUUCAUUCGUGCGGUUGUUCGGUAGAUUGAAUGGACGUGCAGAGACCACGGUCCCAUCUGCACAGUUGUGGGGCUUACUGUCUCCCCCUGGUACAUUAAGCUGCCGCUGGGGAGAGGGGGUAACAAGCUCCUCUGAAGACUGGGCUCCCAAUUCCCAAUAAUCUGUGCUGCCGCUGGGGAAUGGAGACUGGGCUCCCAAUUCCCUAAACAUCAUACUGGCGCUGGGGAAUGGAGACUGGGCUCCCAAUUCCCGGCAUAUCACACUGCCGCUGGGGAAUGGAGACUGGGCUCCCAAUUCCCAAAACAUCAUACUGCCGCUGGGGAUCUGAGCCGACUGCCCAGCAUCCCUGUAGCUCACCCUGCCACUGGGGAGGGAGGACGCUGCUCUCCUCUCCCUGCAAGGAACACUGCUGCUGGGGAACAGGACCACUUGUCUCUGCCCCCUGUAACUUAGUCUGCCGCUGGGGAAUGGAGCUUGGGCUCCCAAUUCCCUUCAAUACCGGUGGAGAGACCUUGGUCUCAUCUCCACCCGCCACCUGGGGUUCUUCCCAGUAAUCCUCUGCAAUAUCUACCCAGCUGAAGGGGUCUGGAUCUGGGUCUGCGCUUCCCUGCUGAGCCUUCUCACUGGAGUGGAACAGAUCUUGGUAGCCCUGCUCCAGCUCCAUCUCUCGGGUCACCAGGUGGACCAGGUCUUGCUCAAUUUCGUGAGUGUCGUCCCAGUCAUACCUGCUCUCCCUCCACUCCAAGAGAUCACUGAACCGGGCUUGUGUAGGGCUCCCAAACUCAGGCUUUGUAAAAGACUCCCAUAACAAGCCAGGACCAUCAAACUCCUCUCCCUCUGGCUUGUCAUGCUCGGCUGUCCAGGGCAGGUACUGUGCCCCAUACCACCAGAGCGCCUGGUAGGCAUCUUCCAGCCAAAUCUCCUGCCAUACUCGGAGCUCCAAUUCCUUCACCCAUUCAUCCAGGGGCUGCUCUCCCAGAAAGGGCAUCCGCAGGGCCACUCGCUUCUGCAGUCGCUGAUCUUCCUUGGGGAGUCUCUCGCCCCGCUGGUACUCCACCAUACCCAGUGCCUGGUACCAGAUGCCUUUGCGCAGUGCAUCUCGGUCAUCCAGGGCACCCUCGUCAUACUCCACUGCUGGUUCCAUCUCGGUGCUGUCAGGGUCGCUGUACUGGGACAUGCGUUGCCCUCAAAUUGUAAAAAUCCACUGAAUGGUGUUGCCUGUAGCUGUCCUGUUGUCUGUGGGAACGAUCCCGCCGCUUGCCACCAAUUGUAACGGACCGUUUUGCACAAAAGGGGUAAAAACCGUUUAGGCGAUCGGCCCCCUUUCCAGAGAUGCAGGCACAGCUACUGCAGAACACCAAACACACGAACCGCCAAUAAGUGAAUGCUCCAAACUCCCGAACGGCAUCCAAUAUAGCACUCCAAACACACGAACAGGAACCAUAUGAAUUGCUGCUAGCAGACGAAUAGGAAAAGCAUCCAAGCGGCUCACACUCCUAGCAAUCAGUCUCUAUCAGCAUUCAGUAAAUCCCCCCCCCCAAAGACGAGACAAGGCUCCGUGUUGAGGGUCAAGCAGUGGUCUAUUCAUUCGUGCGGUUGUUCGGUAGAUUGAAUCUACCAAACAACCGGCAGAAAAGCACGAAUAAAGCUUUUCUGCAGGCGAAACAAAGUCUUUUAACAUGGGGCCAUAGUCCAAAGGCAGCAGGCGGGCAACCAGGCUUCUCCAAUGCAAUGUGGCGAGAUUGGUCUCGUCACAAUUAUAGUAUGUGUUGCUUUCUAGGGUAGAUCUAUCCCUCAAUAAAUAAAAAAAGAUGUAUUUUAUUUUUAAUGAUUUGCUGGCAAUGUUUCUUUUCAUUCUACAGAUAACUUUUUAUUUCCUCCUAUAAUCGCUAUAUGUCUGCACAGUCACUGCAUUAGUUUUACAAAUUCCUUUCAUAUCAAUAUUUGCAGCCUUUAGAUGAGCGUGAAUGUCUGGAGGAAGCAUUUUCCGCCAUGGCCAAAUUCAUGCGUCACACGACGGAGCAGUGCGAGGUAAUUAACUUUUAUUUAUGUGAUCUUGAAUAAUUAAUGUUCUAGCGUGUAUGCAGCUAUAGAGCGUUGUACUGGUGGAAAUGGAAGAUAUGGAAUAUUAUUAACUAGUAAUGGCUGUUGUUGGCUCUGGAGAUGUUUAUGAACACUAAGAGCGAUUUGAUGCUUAUUACUGCACCUUACCAGGACACGUUUAGUUCUGGUACCAGUGAUGGCUGCAGCGGUAAUUGCACCCAGAGACAUUACCUGAUUGGUGUUUGUCUACCUCCAGUAGAUGUUUGGGUGCGGGGACUAUUUAUUUGGAAACCAUUAUAUAUCUGGGUAUAGGUUUUAUAUUUGCAAUUCCCAGGAAUGUCUCACCCUAAUAGUUUGUAUAAUUCAUAUAUAAGUUCCAUUGAAACCAGGUAGUCCAAGAACACUUCAGUUUGGUUUUUGUUGUAUCCUAAAUAUUGUGAGGACAUGAAAAGAUCUGAACACGCUAAAAUAAGACCUCUCUCAGAAAAAAAUUCCAAAAUAUGUCACUGUGCAAUCCACAAAGUCCUUGCACUCUGGCUCCAAAAGACGUUAAGGCCGGGUGCUCAAAAUCAGGGGGAGUUUUACAUACCAGUAGAUAGUGAUUAGCACUCACGUAUUUCCAAAAGUAGAUUAAAAAAUAAAGUUUAUUAAUCCAUGUAUUAAAAAAAAUAUAUAUAUAUAUAUAUUUUGCAUCUGAAUAUCUGGUGCAAUAAAUCUGAAUAACAGCAGAGGGCAGCAGAGGUCUGGUAGUGAUUUUUCACCGAUCUGGCUAAUAUAGUGAUUAGUCAUUGAUUUAUAAACUGACCCUUGUGUCAGUCCCUACAUUGGCUUCCUAUAAAAUAUAGAGCUCAAUUUAAAAUUCUGGUUCUUGCUUUCAAAUCUCUACAUAAUGCUGCUCCCACCUAUCCAUCCUCCCUUAUACACAAGUAUGUCCUGUCUAGGCCCUUACGAUCUGCUGAAGACUUACGUCUAUCUUCUGUCCGUACUCCCACCUCUGAUGCUCGCCUUCAAGAUUUCUCGAGGGCUGCACCGUUCCUGUGGAACUCUCUUUCCUCCUCCGUUAGAUGCUGACCCAGUCUCCACUCCUUCAACAAAUCAUUAAAAACCCACUACUUCAUAAAAGCGUAUCAAUUAAACUGUUAAUAGCUCCCGACUGAUUCCUCUUCUGCAACUGUCACUAGUCUAAUACUAUCCUUACCUUUUUGUGUCAUUUUACCCCAUUCCCUCUAGAAUGUAAGCUCAUUGAGCAGGGCCCUCAACCCCUCUGUUCCUGUGUGUCCAACUUGUCUGGUUACAACUACAUGUCUGUUCGUCCACCCACUGCAAAGUGCUGCAGAAUUUGAUGGCGCUAUAUAAAUAACAUCAUAAUAAUAAUAAUAAUUAAUAAUAAAGCAGAUUCACUGAGUUGUCUACAUUAAUGGCACUUACUCCCAAAGGAAAAUCAAUAGUGUGUGUUUGUUAUAUUAUUUUCAUAACACAUUUCUUCCCAAACCAGACUAACUGUAUAUGUAGUUGGUUGAAAUUGCGUUUUUAUUUACUUGCAUUUCAGAGAUACCAUAAUUGUGUCCCUGCAAGUGAUAUGAGGACACAGGAAAUAAAACAUAAGUGCAGAUUCCACAGCCCAAAACCAAUGCACAGAGAUCUGAAUCUGGUAUCGAAACAGGUAACAAGGAAAAGCAUG
Pelobates cultripes (western spadefoot toad) is the source of this 7168-nucleotide messenger RNA. The record is from the annotation of a GenBank genome assembly. Lineage: Eukaryota; Metazoa; Chordata; Amphibia; Anura; Pelobatidae.